Molecule: messenger RNA, 3371 nt
Organism: Elgaria multicarinata webbii
Lineage: Eukaryota; Metazoa; Chordata; Lepidosauria; Squamata; Anguidae
Gene: PISD
Product: phosphatidylserine decarboxylase
Exons: 8
Coding region: 1321-2445 (374 amino acids)
Biological process (GO): phosphatidylethanolamine biosynthetic process
Cellular component (GO): mitochondrion
Molecular function (GO): phosphatidylserine decarboxylase activity
Source: RefSeq, a predicted model, not a curated record
GGUGCGCAGGAGUUUUGCCGCUUCCGUAGCUCCCUGUGCCUGAGGGAAAGCACCGCGGAGCCAGUGAAGCUGCUGGCCACAGGCUUCUAGGACCAGAGACCAGAGCCAAGAUCUGAGAGAAGCAGCAGGUCUUAGCCUACUGUGCCAGACCGUUGCCCUUCCGAAAGCGCUGGGGGCCCUCUGGAGAUCGGGGAAUAUAUGUGGCCAUUGGAAAGCUCAGCUGACUUUACUGGAGCAAGAAGUGUCUCCUUCAAGACCUGCUUACUGUGCCCCAUCCUUCCUCUCUAAAACGUGAAAGCCCUUCAGUGUUACACCAUGUUGGGAGCGUUGGGAGAUCAGUAAUAAAACCAACAGUUUCCUCAUAAAGCAUAGUUCCUUGACUACACCUGUGGCUCCGGCCCCUUUAACUUGCGCUGCCACCCAGGUCCAGUCAACACAAGGACUCGAACACUACCUUAGCAAAGGCUUUGAGAUGCAAUCUUUGGGAAAUAUUUGUGCCUUUCAUGGAUGUGUGGCUCAUGGGUAUAUUAAAAUCCUAUUCAGGUUCUGCCUUCUCUGCCCAUUGCUCAAGGUGCUGCUUGGCCUGAUUCACUACAUUGCUGGGAAAUCCUUGUGGAGAAGAGCCAUCCCACGGCCUCCAUUUGUUCUUAGCUGUACAGCGGGGGGUGGGGGGAGAGGCGGGGGUGGGCAUUCUUGUUGUCUGGGAUGGGAAAUGGGCUCCCUCCUUUCUUAAGAGCCUCGUGUGUCAUUAGCUGGGUAAUGGGGGAAGGAAACGGUGCUCUGGCAACGCGAGUGCUGCAUGCAGCCCAGAACUGAUGGAGCCGUAGCUGCUGCAGUGCAGAGUCGGAGCUGGGAAUUACCGCCCCCCCCCCCCUCCUCCUCCCAGCCUUGCUUCCAUUCCGCCUGGGAGAGAUGUGCAGGGCUGAGAGGCUGCCCUCCUGACAACCGUGCAUCAGAACCCGGCGGCUGCAGGAUCUUCUGAGGACCACUCUCUCGAUGGCAGCCCCUGGCUGAAGCAGUGCCUCACAGAGCGGGGCUUGUGUGUGGGAAGCGCUUGCUUUGUCCCUGCAGAAGGAUGUCGAACUGUGACACAAUGCCUGUUUGUUUGCAAUAGCUGAGACCGUCCUGAGAGGGCAAGAGGCAGGGGCAAGCCGGAGGAACAGCCCAUCGGCGGGGGAAAUUGGGAGCUGUGACGACGCAUCUUGCCUCCUUUGCCGAAGGAAGUGAGGGAAAGAGAGGCAGACCAGAAGAGAGAGAGAGAGAGAGAGAGAAAGAGAGAGAGAGAGAGAGAGACUGAGACUUACAGCCAUCGAACGAACGAUGUGUCAGUCAAGCGCCCUGCAGGGACCAGAGCUGCACUCAGGGAAAUGGUUGCAGUUUCCCCAGCUGGCCCUGAGACGGAGGUUGGGGCAGCUGAGCUGUAUGUCUAGGCCUGCUCUGAAACUCCGUUCUUGGCCUCUGACUAUUCUCUAUUACCUUCUGCCUUUUGGUGCUCUUAAACCCCUGACCAGAGUGAGAUGGAGGCCUAUGAGCAGGGUUUCCCUGUACAAAUCAGUGCCAACGCGACUGCUCUCCCGAGCCUGGGGACGCCUCAACAAUGUCGAGUUGCCCACCUGGCUCCGGAAGCCUGUCCUCAGCUUGUACAUCUGGACUUUUGGUGUCAACAUGAAGGAGGCAGCUGUGGAAGACCUGCAUCACUACAGAAACCUUAGUGAAUUCUUCAGGCGGAAGCUGAAGCCGCAGGCCCGGCCUGUCUGUGGCAUCCACAGCGUGAUCAGCCCAUCUGAUGGCAAGAUCCUCAGUUUUGGACAAGUGAAGAACUGUGAGGUGGAGCAAGUGAAAGGCAUCACUUACUCCCUGGAGUCUUUCCUGGGUCCUCAUGCCAAUAAAGAAAACCCUAAAAGCAAGCCCGCCUCCUGCCGCAACUCUUUCCAAAAGCAGCUGGUCACAAAAGACAGCAACGAACUCUAUCACUGUGUGAUUUACUUGGCACCUGGAGACUACCACUGUUUCCACUCACCCACCGACUGGAAAGUGUCUCACCGGCGUCACUUCCCAGGUUCACUGAUGUCUGUGAAUCCGGGAGUUGCUCGCUGGAUCAAAGAACUCUUUUGCCAUAAUGAACGUGUUGUCCUCUCAGGCUGCUGGAAGCACGGCUUUUUCUCCCUCACAGCGGUAGGAGCCCAGAACGUGGGGUCGAUCCGCAUCUAUUUUGACCAGGACUUACGAACAAACAGCCCUCGCUACAGCAAAGGCUCCUACAAUGACUUCAGCUUCGUAAGCAACAACAACCACGAAGGCAUCUCUAUGAGGAAGGGAGAACAUUUAGGAGAGUUUAAUCUAGGCUCAACCAUCGUUCUGAUCUUUGAGGCGCCAAAGGACUUUAAUUUCUACGUGAAGCCUGGUCAGAAAAUCCGCUUUGGAGAGGCCUUAGGAUCUCUUUAGAGAGGUCUUAGGAUCUCUUGAGAGACUUUACUGCCGGUGGGAUGUGGGGGCUUUUAUAUGCAACAGGGACUCAAUUUGUAUGAGGAAAAGUUUCUCUAAGGUAGAGUAUUGCUCAGCAGGACCUGAGUGAGGAAAACCAGACAACACCCUUCUUCUUAAAAUGGGUGUGCCAGAGCAUUCCCCCAUGAGAAUUGUGGACGUAUCAGGGAUCGUGGCCUUUAAGAAUGUUCACCAGGGUGGCUUUCCUUUUCCCCGGCACCUGCAGUAACAACAGUUUCUCCUCGCUACGCCUGCAGGUGUGUCUGUCUUGAGAUGCUGUAAACCUUGCAGUCAAAGGGAGGGAGGAAAGCAGCAAACUCUCUUCUUUCAAGGGAUACUAGCAGAUUGGCUCGCUUUUCAAAUUACAUUUCUUUUUCCUCCAUAUAUUCUCGAGUUAUAUUUCACACCAGCCUGAGUAAACCACUGUCAAAACAAGGACAGAUUAGGCAGAGUGAAUAUACAAAAUGAAGUUCAGUUGGAAAUUCAGUUGUUUUGGAUACCUAUUAAAAUCUGGUUGUUUCCCUUUAAAGUAGAAGUUUGCACUGUAUUUUAAACCUCAAACACUGUGUCCACAUUCCAUGUUUGACUUGUUCUUGGUUAUUUUUUGCUUUUAGGAAGCCUGUUUUACUUGUAGCUCCAGCUUACUCCAAACCUAUAAUUUUGUUUUGCUAUUCUGGGCCUUAAUAUUUUCUGUGCGCCUUUGUUAAGCUUGGGACAUGAAAAAAUGCACACUGUUAAUUUCACUGUGCAAAGGCGGUGGGAAGUCUCUUGCUGCUGAAAAUGCCGAGGGUCGGUUUCUCUUCCCUGUGCAGCUACUGCCAUGUUGCCAUGACCUGGGGAAGGGAGAAAGGUCAGGUCUGCCCUGGACUUCUUGAAAAAAGCAAAAA